This is a messenger RNA of Penicillium angulare, 672 nucleotides long. RefSeq names its product PITH domain-containing protein. The record is from RefSeq and is a predicted model, not a curated record. Lineage: Eukaryota; Fungi; Ascomycota; Eurotiomycetes; Eurotiales; Aspergillaceae. Gene Ontology annotation, cellular component: nucleus. The coding region runs from base 1 to 672 and encodes 223 amino acids. The transcript is spliced from 3 exons.
AUGUCUGGACAUGAUCACCACGACCAUGGCCACGGUGGACAUUGCCAUGGGGAGCAUGAUCAUUCCAAUGAUAUCACUCCAGCUAUUCAGUCUCUGCUCUAUUCUCAGAUCGACUUUGAUUCAAUCAACACCCUGAAUGAGGCGACACCAAGAUCCGGAGCUUCAGUCGUACAAAAGACAUGGGCGGAACGACUGAACGAUACGCCUGAGCUAGAGAGCGAUGCUGAUGAACAGCUGCUCAUGUACAUCCCAUUUACUGGCCAAGUCAAGGUCCACUCUCUACUGCUUUACACUGCGCCUACCUCCUCCGCUCCGAAAACCGUGAAACUUUUCAAAAAUCGCGACGACCUCGACUUUUCCACGGCUUCAGAACUCUCACCAACACAAACCAUUGAAGUUCCACAGCCACAAGCCGGUGCCGAUGUCUUUGAGCUUCCUCUGAAUCGCGCGCACUGGAACACAACUACUUCAAUCACACUGUUCUUUGAGGACAAUUGGAGCGACGGAGAAGAAGAUGUGACUAAAGUCGGAUACAUUGGCUUUAAGGGCCAGUUUAUGGCACUUAAUCGGGAGCCAGUAAGCUUCUUGUACGAGGCGGCUGCUAACCCUAGCGAUCACGUUGCUAUUCCGGGGGUCAAGGACGCCGGUGGCCGGAUCAUGCCUGGUCAGUAG